Camelus dromedarius (Arabian camel) is the source of this 3133-nucleotide messenger RNA. RefSeq names its product 6-phosphofructo-2-kinase/fructose-2,6-biphosphatase 1 (gene PFKFB1). Gene Ontology annotation, biological process: fructose 2,6-bisphosphate metabolic process; fructose metabolic process. The record is from RefSeq and is a predicted model, not a curated record. The transcript has 13 exons. Gene Ontology annotation, molecular function: fructose-2,6-bisphosphate 2-phosphatase activity; 6-phosphofructo-2-kinase activity; ATP binding. Gene Ontology annotation, cellular component: cytosol; 6-phosphofructo-2-kinase/fructose-2,6-biphosphatase complex. Lineage: Eukaryota; Metazoa; Chordata; Mammalia; Artiodactyla; Camelidae. The coding region runs from base 793 to 2226 and encodes 477 amino acids.
UCCCCAUUCUGCAGUAGCUUGUUAAUAUUAGUUCUGACCUUUGGGGCAAGGUGAACACAUGGUUGGCCUGAAGAGAAAAGGCUCCGGGUGACUCAGGAACUUCUUUGGCUACUACAGCAGCUGAUAUUUCAACAGCGGGCACACACCCCAUCUUACCAAGGGUACUUCCCCGGCCUUCCCAGGGAACCAACGAGCGCUUCCAGACUCCCUCUUUGAUGCCAUCCUCUGCAACUGCUUUGGGGGUCUAAAUGCAAGAGAGCCGUGUAUUGGAUAAUUAGCGAUGGAAGAAAGAACCUCUAGGAGAACAGCUGUGAAAGCUGCUGAGAUCUGCCUCCAUCACCUUCGCCUCCCCACCCCAUGCAGGAUAUAAGCACAUGAUCUUUGGUCUUUUAUUUGCAUACUCUACUAGUCCUGUCUUCAUUGGAGGGAAGCGACUGGCCAGACCUGGGCUGUCUUGCUGGCUGCCUUCCUUGCUGGGCUUCAACUUAUCUCCUAUGUACACAGCCCUUGGAGUUCAGAGGCCUCUGCUGAUCUCUGCCCAACGUCUCCUUCUCUGCAUCCAAGCCCCCACUGGUACAUACAGGAGCAGAGGCAGACAAAGCAGGCAAGGACUAGGAAAGAGGAGAGAGGCUGGAGACAGGCUGCCAGAAGGCUCAGAGCCCCAGCACACCUCCCUGUUCCAACUCUGUCCACCUUCUGCUAUAGCCUCAGCAACAGAAAAGACAGCUAAUAAGACAGGAAGUGAGGCCCAGUACCUUCUGGACAGUGGUGUCAUUAGCUACGACGCCUAAGAUGUCUCAAGAGAUGGGAGAGCUCACCCAAACCAGGUUGCAGAAGAUCUGGAUUCCACACAGCAGCGGCAACAGCGGGCUGCGACGGAGGAGGGGCUCAUCCAUACCCCAGUUUACAAAUUCCCCUACAAUGGUGAUCAUGGUGGGUUUACCAGCUCGAGGAAAGACCUACAUCUCCACGAAGCUCACACGCUAUCUCAACUGGAUAGGAACACCAACUAAAGUGUUUAAUUUAGGCCAGUAUCGUCGAGAGGCAGUGAGCUACAAGAACUACGAAUUCUUUCUCCCAGACAACAUGGAGGCCCUACUUAUCAGGAAGCAGUGUGCCCUGUCAGCCCUGAAAGAUGUCCAUGACUAUUUCAGUCGUGAGGAAGGUCAAGUUGCGGUUUUUGAUGCCACCAACACUACCAGAGAACGACGGUCACUGAUUCUGCAAUUUGCUAAAGAACACGGUUACAAGGUCUUUUUUAUUGAGUCCAUUUGCAAUGACCCUGGCAUAAUUGCAGAGAACAUCAGGCAAGUAAAACUUAGCAGCCCUGAUUACGUAGACUGUGACCGGGAAAAGGUUCUAGAAGACUUUCUAAAGAGAAUCGAGUGCUAUGAGGUUAACUACCAACCCUUGGAUGAUGAACUUGACAGCCACCUGUCCUACAUCAAGAUCUUCGACGUCGGCACACGCUACAUGGUGAACAGAGUGCAGGACCACAUCCAGAGCCGCACAGUCUACUAUCUCAUGAACAUCCACGUCACACCCCGCUCCAUCUACCUAUGCCGGCAUGGUGAGAGUGAACUCAACCUCAAAGGCCGCAUCGGAGGUGACUCUGGCCUCUCAGCUCGGGGCAAGCAGUAUGCCUAUGCCCUGGCCAACUUUAUUCAGUCCCAGGGCAUCAGUUCCCUGAAGGUGUGGACAAGCCACAUGAAGAGGACUAUCCAGACAGCAGAAGCCCUGGGCGUCCCCUAUGAGCAGUGGAAGGCCCUGAAUGAGAUUGAUGCGGGCGUCUGUGAGGAGAUGACCUAUGAAGAAAUCCAAGAACACUACCCUGAAGAAUUUGCACUACGAGACCAAGAUAAAUAUCGCUACCGCUAUCCCAAGGGUGAGUCCUAUGAGGAUUUGGUCCAGCGUCUGGAGCCAGUUAUAAUGGAGCUAGAACGACAGGAAAACGUACUGGUGAUCUGCCACCAGGCUGUCAUGCGAUGCCUUCUGGCCUACUUCCUGGACAAGAGCUCAGAUGAGCUGCCAUAUCUCAAGUGCCCGCUGCACACAGUGCUCAAACUGACACCUGUGGCUUAUGGUGAGUGCCCCCAGCUUCAUCUGGGGAACUCACAUAGAUGCCAUGAUCAUGCCUCCAGUGCCUACUAUUUGCACAGCAGAGUCCUGAGGGAGGUUCCCUGUGUGGGUAGUUGGAUGUCUUGGCAGAGGCGGGACUGGUGGUAGCAAGGUGAAAAUGGGAAAGGACUGAGGCCUCUAAAUCUGAGGACUGGCCCCAGCUUUCUCUGUCUCUACCAGAGCACCAAGCUUAUAGCAUAAAGCUGGAGAGGAGAGGGUCCCAAAGAGGACCCAAGGAAUAAAUGUAUGUUGGGGCCAGAUUGAACAAAAGAUUUAAAGACCAGCCUGGGCUGGUCUCUCCUGGGGGCAUUAAUUAGCUGUGGAAUGUUCAUGAGCAAGGAAGAGACAGACUCAAAUCUCUUCUGGGGUGUGAACAGGGCAGGCAGUGUACUGAAGUCUGGAUUAGGGUGCAAUCCACAGGGAUGGAGCCAAGGGGGCUUCUGCAGGCAUUGAGCCUCCUCUGCCAGCUCCAGGCCCCAAGGAUACCACCCUCCUCUUUCCUCAGUCUCCCCAGAACUCCUUUGUGACCUUCCAUACCCUGGUGUUGCCAUAAACCACAUAGUUCUCUAAAUAAACUCUACCUGGGACUGACCACCCCGAGGCAGUGGCCGCAGGACUCUCCAACCACUUCAGCACCUAACACAGCUUGGAGGAUCCACAGAGCUCCAUGGUUGCUACAUAGAUUAGGUUUCUGUCUCAUAGACAAGAGCUGGGGGUGGGCAGAGACCAUCUCUUCUCAUCUCUCUUUCCCACUGACAACUGAGGAACGGAGGCUCAGAGAACUCUGAGACUAACAGGGGCAGAGCUGGGUGGAUGCCCCACUCCUGCCUCUCAGGCCUGCUGUCUUCCCCACACAUCAUGCAGCUGGCCUAAAUUCCCCUCUCUACAGGGCAGAGUCACAAUCUGCACACAGCAUGGAGCUGGGGGUGUGGGUGGUGAUGGGUGGGGGGCCGAGUGACACCUCAGGGAAGAUGUGUGCUCACCUUGGUGGCUUGUGGCUGGAUGAGUUGUUCUU